UAGUGUAUCCUUGAAGGACAACAUAAAUUUUUGGUUGUUAGUUUAGUGCAGGAAUAAACUCUCAAUGGAAAUUCAAUUAAACACACCACCGUAGACUUGGAGUUUACAGCGAAGACUUGUUUCUCUUUCUCUACAUUUCCUCCAUUAUUCAACAUCGAUCCAUCACUAAACCUCAAACACACAUGGAUUCCGUUCUUCAAGCUGGUGUUGUAUCGGCGCCGCUGCAAGUCUUAAUUGACAAGUUUUCGAGCUUUGCUGUGCGAGAGGCGAGCGUAAUAUUAGGCGGCGAUGACGAAUUCCGGAAGCUGCAACGAACACUUGAAAGGAUCAGAGCAAUGGUUGGCCGUGUAGAAGAAAGUCGCUCCCUUUUCUCCAACACCAUCAGCGGUAAGGCGUGGAAGAUGUGGCUACAACACGUGGACGCGCUCUCCUACUCUGCCGAUGAUCUGCUCGACGGAAUUUCUCUGGAUCUCGCAAAGCACGCUGCCAAUCGAGACCAAUUGCAGGUACCCGACAUCAUCCUUUCACCUUUCAACUUGACCCUACCUCGUCAAUUGAGUAAAAUUAGGGGAGAAUUGGACGAGAUUGCCCAUGAAAUGGAUGUACUUUAUAAGACCGAAUUCACAAAAUUGGGCUGUGCCUAUGAAUGUAGGCCAGCUUACAAUGGUGUUACAAGCUCUUUGGUGGAUGAGGGGUCUGUGAUUGGGCGCGAUGGGGAUAAGAAUGUGAUUGUUGAAAAGCUAUUGGAUGAGGGUUUGAGCACAAGUAGAGUUUCUGUGGUUUCCAUAAUUGGCAUGGGUGGGAUUGGGAAGACCACUCUUGCUCAACUUGCUUACAAUGACAACAGAGUUGUUGAUAAGUUUGAUCUGAAGAUGUGGGCUUCUUUGUCAAUGGGUUUCGACACCGUUUCCAUCACAGAGUCGAUCAUAGAGUCUGCGUCGGGGGAAAACUGCAUCUUGUCCUACCUUGAUCCUCUUCAACUUAAACUUCAGGAGUUGAUUCGUGACAAGAGGUUUUUACUUGUGUUGGAUGAUUACUGGAGUGAAGAGUACAGAGAUUGGGAUAUUUUGUCUUCUCCUUUCAGAGUUGGAGCAUUUGGUAGCAAAAUCUUGUUGACCUCGCGAAGCAUGAUUGUGUCACAAAUUGUAGGAGCAGUUCAUUCACAUUGUGUGGAGACCUUAAGUGAUGACAAUAGUUGGGAACUGCUUAAGCAAAGAGCAACAUCGGCUAGAAAUCUUACAUCUGAAUUUGAACGAAUUGGAAGAGAGAUAGCGAUAAAAUGCAAAGGGCUGCCUUUAGCAGCAAAGACUGUUGGAGGCAUGCUGCACUUCAAAGAUGAUCCAACCGAAUGGAUCUCUAUUCUAAACAGUGAAUGGUGGGACUUGUACAUGAAUGGCAAUGACAUCUUUGCAGCUUUAGCCUUGAGCUAUCAUCAUUUGCCGCCACAUUUGAAAAAAUGUUUUGCUUAUUGUGCUAUGUUUCCAAAGGAUCAUGACUUUGAAGUGAGUGAGUUGGUUUUUCUAUGGAUAGCUGAAGGAUUUGUGCAUCCCACCAGAAAUAUGGGGAUAGAAGAUCUUGGCUAUGACUACUUCAAGAAUCUACUCCAGAGGUCAUUUUUCCAAUCAUCGGGUGUUAAUGUUCGUGGUGGAGAAGUGUAUAAGAUGCACGAUCUUAUUCACAGCAUGGCUCAAUUAGUCUCAUCCCGUACUUCUUUGCACCUGAAAGAUAGCCAAUCAAAUGAAAAUCUUGAAUUAUUCAAAAACACUCGUCAUUUAUCUUUGGAUUGUCCAAGCAGGCAACCAAGAGUGUUAGAGGGCUACCUUUGGUAUGAGAAUUUGAGAACGCUUAAAGUCAUGUCUGUAUGUGGCGGCAGUAUUGAAGUUUCAUACCUUCUUUUUUUGAAAUUGAAGUCUUUGAGAGUGUUGGAUUUGAGCCGCACAGGCCUUGUUGAGCUGCCUGAGUCCAUUGAGAACUUGAAAUAUCUGCGUUAUCUCAAUCUAUCUGAGAAUGGUGGCUUCACCAGACUGCCUGAGUCGCUUGCCAAUCUUUUUAGUUUACAAAUACUAAAGCUGGAGCAGUGUCCUAAUCUCCAUGAACUGCCAAGAAAUAUGAAGAAAAUGGUUAGUUUGCAGUAUCUUCAUUUGGACAUAAAGCAGCUCAAUGGAAUGCCAUCAGAGUUGGGAAAGUUGGUCAAUCUUCAAACUCUACCUGCAUUUAUUGUGGGAAGAACUGAAGGUCAUGGAAUUCAAGAGCUUAAGAACAUGAAGUUCUUGAGAGGAUGUCUUUCUAUCAAGAAUCUUGACAAUGUGCCAACUGUGGACGAGGCCAAGCAAGCUAUGCUGCUCACGAAACCAUUUCUUGAUCGGCUUGAAUUUGAAUGGAAUGGAUGUGGAGACAGUAACCAUCAUGAACAAAUUCUUCAUGGUCUUCAACCACAUGAAAAUUUGAAGGAGCUACUACUCACCAACUAUAAUGGUUUUUCAUUGCCGGGUUGGUUUAGUAGUCCCCUCUGCAAGCUUUUAAGUAUCAACUUGCAGAGUUGCAACUACUGCCACAUUCUUACCCCUCUUGCAAAGCUUCGAUAUUUGAAAUCUCUUACGAUCGAUGACAUGGCUAAUUGGUCUCAAGUUAACCAAGACUUUUCUGGUUUUCAAUCGUUGGAGUAUCUCGCAAUGAAGAACAUUCCAAAUUUGGUUUCAUGGUGUAUGUUCCGUGGCAGCCGGUUCCCUCACCUUCACACCCUUCACAUUAAUGAUUGUCCGAUGCUUACCAAUCUGCCGUCGCUUAAGUGACAAUUUCAGACAGUGGUCUUCUCACAGAUAGAUGCAGAGUACAAGAAGGUGCAGAUUGGCAUAUGAUUAGAUCAGUUCCAAAGAUAGUUAUUGACUAUGUGGAGAUCGAUUGGGCCGAGAGAAGCUUUUAGAAAAAAAUUGAUGCACAUUUUUUUAUUGCAUUUCUAGUUUUUAAGCAAAUGUUAUAGUUUCA
This is a messenger RNA of Salvia hispanica, 2985 nucleotides long. The record is from RefSeq and is a predicted model, not a curated record. NCBI's taxonomy places the organism in Eukaryota, Viridiplantae, Streptophyta, Magnoliopsida, Lamiales, Lamiaceae.